Messenger RNA from Penicillium griseofulvum, 2718 nucleotides. RefSeq names its product ATP-binding protein. Bases 1 to 2718 code for a protein of 905 amino acids. The record is from RefSeq and is a predicted model, not a curated record. Gene Ontology annotation, molecular function: ATP binding; ATP hydrolysis activity. NCBI's taxonomy places the organism in Eukaryota, Fungi, Ascomycota, Eurotiomycetes, Eurotiales, Aspergillaceae. The transcript has 3 exons.
AUGGAUCCCACUUCUACCCCAGUCGAGCCCAAAGAUGAAGUUGUUCCAGACAACUUGAAUGGCUCUGCCCAAUCUACAGAUGUCAAAGAUGUCAAAGAAGUCAAAGAUGCUGUCGCCCCCGCAUCCGAAACUACCCCUGCCUCUGCCCCCAAACUGUGCAAAAAACAUAAAAAGAAGAAUAAGAAAAAGGAAGAGAGUGAUAGCUCCUCUGAAUCUUCUUCAUCUUCAGAAUCGGACAGCGAUGCCGACUCUGAGGAAGAAUCCGAUUCAGAGAGCGACUCAAAUACCGAGAAGCGCAAGCGACGGCUGCGAAAGGCGCGUGCGAAACGUGCGUUGAAGGAUAAGAAACGUCGUAAGAAGAAGAAGCAACGGUCGCGCAAGGUGGAGUCGUCCGAUUCGGAAUCCGAUUCUCCCUCUGAGUCAGAUUCGGCAUCUUCUACUGAUUCCGAUGACGAGAUAGAUGACAAGGCCUUGCGGAAAUUAGUCACAAAGCUCAAACUUAGCAAAAAAAGAGCUAAGAAGUUGCGUGAACUGGCUUCGGAGGACUUGGCUGCCAGUGAUGCCGUGGGUGAAACUCGCCGGGAGAAACGGUCGAAGAGGAAGAAGCCCGCUUCAAAGGUGGCUUAUAAGCGUGUAGAUCAAUUAUGGGAUACCACCAUUCACAAGUACAAGCUCACUGAAACGGUGGAUGACCCCGAUGCCGACGAAUGGGAUCAGUACAUCUUCAACAUUCGUCGUAAAUUCAACUGGGAAAACAAGUACCUCGAGACUGUCGUCGAUAUCAAGAGUAAACCCCUCCGCGAUGCCCUCUCCAAAAUCAUGGACGGUGUCAAGGGCGUCAGUCUCGUUCAGGAACCCGCCGUCGUCGAUCCAAACAUGCUGUUCUUGUAUCUGGAGGAAACAAGGCAGUACAUGAAGGAUCUGAAGAAACAAUCACGCAACGAGAAGAAGAAAAAAGCCAGAAAGAUCGCUGCAACCAAAGCUUCCCACCUGAAGGUCCUGAUCAAAUACCUCGAUACCGAUUACGCAGACAUCAAGAAGACCCUCUACCCUCUCCUCGAGGCUAACACCAUCACAUUCGAUCUACUGUGGGCGUUGUACAAGCCAAACACCAUCGCCUACACCCCAACCUACGGUAGUUCCGAUGAACCCCGAGCUUUCAAAAUCGAGUACGCCAUCAAAGAGUCCUCCUUCAUGAAAGGUCAGUGGUACAGUGUCGACGGCCGCUACCUCGAGUACGACGGCAAAGACUACGGCUUCGGCACGAUGUCCGCCGAAGUCGACGCCUUCAAAGGCGCCCGCAAAAUCACAAGUCUCGCCUGCUACCCACUGAAAUACCACCGCGACGCCGAAGCUCUACGAGCCCGUCUCAUCGAACGCGGUAAACGCUUCGUCGCCCUCCGCGGUAUGAACUACCGCUUCCACAAAGGUAUGGCCUUCUACAAGAAAAAGCGCUCCCUCAUCAUCAAGGUCAACAUCAACGGCCGCGUUAUGAUCGACCCAGCCAUCCACCGUCGCAUCAACCCAAACUACCCCAUCUCUACCGUCCGACCCAAAGACCCGGAUCUAAUUGACCCGGAGGAUCUCGGGGUGAGCGAUAAUGAAGGCGACGAAAGCGACGGCUGCUGCUGUGCCUCCGACUCCGACUCCGAGCACGGCGGUGCCUCCGACACCCCACGGACGAUGUACAAAGUCGUCGAAGACACAGACGGAUGUCCUCGCGUCGUGGAGGUCGAAGUCGACGAGAACGGCGCGGAAAUCCAGAAAGAGAAGAUGGAUCGCAUUGAGGGCGCCGCUGAUACCAAGGAACGCGAGUUCACCGAGGAAGAACUCCUCGUCGCAUCACCAGUCGUGCUGGGCUUUGCUUUCAGCGAGAAACUCUGGCUCGAGUUCACCAUCUCUGGUAUCAGUGAUAUCGAAUGGGAUAAGGAAGCCUUUGGCUCGCUCGUCCUCCCCGCAAACCAAAAGUCCAUCGUCAAGGCCCUCGUCGAAUCGCAUACUUUCAACGCAGCGCAGAACAUCGACGAUGUCAUCCAGGGUAAGGGUAAGGGUCUUGUUGCCGUGUUGCAUGGUCCACCCGGUACGGGUAAGACCCUGACGGCAGAGGGAAUUGCGGAGCUCCUCCGUCGCCCGUUAUAUAUGGUCUCCGCCGGAGAACUGGGUACAGACUCUCGGACGCUGGAAGCGGAACUGAACAAGAUCCUGGAUAUCGCCCAUUCGUGGGGUGCUGUGCUUCUUCUCGACGAGGCGGAUGUGUUCCUCGAGAAGCGCACUAUCCAUGAUAUCCAUCGCAACGCGCUUGUCAGCAUCUUCCUCCGUCUGUUGGAGUAUUUCCAGGGUAUUCUGUUCUUGACUACUAAUCGGGUUGAGACGUUCGAUGAUGCGUUCCAGUCGCGUAUCCAUGUCGCUUUGCGGUAUGGCGAUCUUACUUCCAAGGCGAAGAAGAGUAUUUGGAAGAUGUUCUUGGAGCGUGUGCGUGCUAUUGAGGGUGUGCAUAUUGCGUCCUUCUCUGAGGAAGAUUAUGAUAUGCUUUCUAGACAUACGUUGAACGGGCGACAGAUCAAAAACUCUGUUCGCACUGCUCAAGCCCUGGCUGUCAAUGAGAAUGCGCCGCUCUCCAUGGAGCAUAUUAAGCGUGUGCUAGAGGUGGCUGAGACUUUCGAUCAAGAUCUGCGUGGUGGAACGGGAUACCUGGAUGCCAUGCGGAGCUAUACUUGA